This is a messenger RNA of Symbiodinium sp. CCMP2456, 1152 nucleotides long. The record is from the annotation of a GenBank genome assembly. NCBI's taxonomy places the organism in Eukaryota, Dinophyceae, Suessiales, Symbiodiniaceae.
AUGGUUCUGCCAACGACCCUCGCAGAGCUCAAGGAGUGGCUAUCCAUCGACAGCCAGGCAGUUCCGCUCCUUGUCCGUGGAGACGGGCGUCGACAGGCCUUGGUGAGCGAUGCAGACGUCCAGGCGGCGAUCUUGGUGACCGAGGAAACCGGCGAAACCCUGCAGGUGGAGGUUCGCAGCCUUCCGCCGUAUUCUGGUGUCCGUACCUUCCGGAUUCCAGCGCGGCCCAGGACUGCUGAGGCGAUUGGACCUCCCUGCCGGGUGGCUUCCAAGCUGAGAGGCCGCCAACCGCCAGAUGCGAAGGCAGCCGAGAGCCCCGAGUACUCGAGCAGCCCACCAGGCUUGAAUGUCCAUGUCCUUGACCUCGCCGAGGGCGAGGACAAGGAGGCCGCUUUGGAGGAUCCGGCACGGAUCAGCCAUUGCUGCAAGGACUCCACAAGCUUAAUGGAGGCCCUGGGACUUGCCGAUCCCUACGCGGCACUCUGCAGACGUGUUCAACGAUCGGCCGAUUUCGUCGAAGAAUCGUUGCAUCAACAUCGUCUCGAUGUUGCCCUCGAUCGAGGGCGCAUUGUCAGGCCGCCUUCCUCGCACGGACGACCAAAGGUGCACAGCCGGGACUUAGCGAAGCUUCGAGGCCUCCUAGCGAAGCUGAGCCAGCUGCAGAGCUCGAUGGACGAUGUGCUGCUGCAGAGACAUGUGGUUGCAAGUUGGGAAAUUCCCGAUGCGCUGCCGCUGCUGGCACAGGAUGUACCUCGACGAGGGGGCUGGAAGCUGCGGCCACGGCGGAAGUUUUGGUGCAGCUCCUGCAGCUCCUUGGGGCCCUUUGCGGAGAUCACCUUCCGACUGUACCCAGCGGGCGAUGGAGAUGCAGCGAAGGGUGACUCUGUCAUCUACUUCUGGGCUGAGGUCGCUCCCCGGCUCAGCUUCGCUUUCACCGUGCAGGUGGGUCAGACCGAGAUGGCCCAGCAAACUUGGUACCAGGAGGUGGCCUGGGCGCGCGUGGAGUUCGGCUGGGAGCUCAUGGCCUCCGAGCUCACAAAUGCGGAGGCCUUCACUUGCGGUCAGCUUCCCGUUCGACUCAAGCUACUUCAUUGGUAUGCCGCUUCCUCGCUUGCAGGUUCCCUGCCAGAGCAGAGCUACCGCGAUCGCUGA